This is a messenger RNA of Aspergillus sclerotioniger CBS 115572, 2841 nucleotides long. Its product is annotated as flavodoxin and radical SAM domain protein. Bases 120 to 2444 code for a protein of 774 amino acids. The record is from RefSeq and is a predicted model, not a curated record. The transcript is spliced from 2 exons. Lineage: Eukaryota; Fungi; Ascomycota; Eurotiomycetes; Eurotiales; Aspergillaceae. Gene Ontology annotation, molecular function: electron transfer activity; FMN binding; 4 iron, 4 sulfur cluster binding. Gene Ontology annotation, biological process: wybutosine biosynthetic process.
AUUAACCCCUUUUAAUUACCAAGUGCCCCGCCUUGAUCGACCCGCUUCUUGACUACGGCCACGAGGGACAGAUUCAGUCUGGUGAAUCAGAGGAUCAGUGAUCCUGAUCCAGUCUCACGAUGGCCGAGACCCCUGCAGCCGAAGGUCUAUUGGCCUUUUGGCACUCAUACCGCCUGCCUCUCCUCCUCGCCCUUGCUACUGCUGUCGUCCUCCUGCGAGCUUAUCGAAAGGUUCAGCCCAAGUCGAAGAUCGCCAGUGCAUCCUCCAUCCCGUCCUCGCCUCGCAGCCAUUCCCCCGAAAAAAGCGAAAAGAUCAUUCAUAAUGAGAAGGAGAUCGGAAAGGAAUCCAACGCCCAGGUCGUUGAAGAGUCUGUCGCUGAGAAGGAGUCUGCGAAGCCUGGUCCAAAGCGUGUUACAGGAAAGAAGCCUGCAAAGGUUGCCGGCCGACGCAGAGGAUCCGAUCAAGAACCCGCCGCCUCUUUCAUUCAGCCUAUUAUCUUCUUCGCUUCGUUGACUGGAAACACCGAGAGGUAUGCAAAGGUUUUGCUGGAGGAUUUGCGCGCCGCUGCUGCCGACCGGGCAGAUCCUGAGAAUCGCGAACGAGCCCUUCUCCCCCCUCAGAUUCAUGACCUGUCUUACGUCGACUUUGACGACUACUUUAUCACCGCACCGAAACCCCCCACGACCUCGCCGGGAACGCGCUACGUUUAUUGUAUGCUGGUCCCAACUUACAACAUUGACACCGUCUUGAACACCUUCCUUGGUCACCUCGAUGAAACCCACAAUGACUUCCGGAUCGACACCGCGCCUCUGGCUGGUCUCGCUGGUUAUUCCGUCUUUGGAUUCGGAGAUAAGGAAGGAUGGCCUACCGAAGAGGAAGGGUUCUGCUCGCAGGCUAAAGAACUCGACCGCUGGAUGGCCAAACUCACAGGCAAGAAGAGAGCCUACCCGCUCGGGUUUGCUGAUGUUAAGAGUGAUCCGGAAUCCGCCCUGAAGGAGUGGUCUAGUGGUCUGAAGGACAUUCUCGGUGACAUUGUCGACAGCGGUGGCUUGGGUGAAGGUGUUCCCGGUAGCGGUGAUGCGCUCGAGAGUGACGAGGAGGACCUGGAUGAUGAAUCGGACUCCAAGGCAAACAAGAAACGGAACAAGGGUCAAUCUGUGGUCGACUUGGAGGAUAUCAAGUUCAGCUCCGAGACUGGAUCUAGCGCCCCUGUCCCGGUGGACUUUACCACGGGAGGACAACAACCUGCGCCCGCAACUGAGAAGGAAAUGGUUCCCAAGACCUCGCCUACCUACGCCGCCCUCACGAAGCAAGGAUAUACAAUUGUUGGUUCGCACUCUGGUGUCAAGAUCUGUCGCUGGACCAAGUCCGCCCUGCGCGGUCGAGGCUCAUGCUACAAGUAUUCGUUCUAUGGUAUUCGCUCUCACCUUUGCAUGGAGGCUACUCCUUCGCUUUCCUGCAGCAACAAGUGUAUCUUCUGCUGGCGACAUGGCACCAACCCGGUCGGCACCACCUGGCGCUGGAAGGUGGAUGAUCCGGAGCUCAUCUUCAACGGAGUCAAGGAGGGCCAUUACAAAAAGAUCAAAAUGAUGCGUGGUGUUCCUGGUGUGCGUGCGGAGCGGUUUGCCGAAGCCAUGCGUAUCCGUCACUGCGCUCUCAGCUUGGUCGGCGAGCCAAUCUUCUACCCCCAUAUCAACCGGUUUUUGGACAUGCUGCACAGCGAGCAUAUCUCCAGUUUCCUUGUCUGCAAUGCCCAACAUCCCGACCAACUCGAAACCCUGCACCGUGUGACCCAACUCUAUGUCUCCAUCGACGCGAGCAACCGCGAAAGUCUGCGUAAGAUCGAUCGGCCCCUCCACCGCGACUUCUGGGAGCGCUUCCAGCGCUGUCUCGAUAUUCUGCGGGAGAAGCGUCAUGUCCAGCGGACGGUCUUCCGUCUCACGCUGGUCAAGGGAUUUAAUGUCGAUGACGAGGUGAUUGGAUAUGCAAACCUGGUUGAGAAGGCCUUGCCGUGCUUUGUUGAAAUCAAGGGCGUGACCUAUUGCGGUACGAGCACCAGUGCAGGAGCUGGACUGACAAUGCAGAAUGUUCCUUUCUAUGAGGAGGUUCAGCAAUUUGUUACAUCCCUCAACAAGGAGUUGGAGCGCCGUGGACUGAAGUAUGGCAUCGCCGCCGAACAUGCCCACAGUUGCUGUGCACUCAUCGCAUCGGAGCGUUUCCACGUCAAUGGCAAAUGGCAUUCUCGGAUUGAUUACGAUCGAUUCUUCCAGCUUUUGGAGAAGGAGAAGGCCGACGGCACCUCGUUCACUCCGGAGGAUUACAUGAAAGAAACCGAGGAAUGGGCGAUGUGGGGCAACGGAGGCUUCGACCCGAACGACGAGCGUGUCUAUAAGAAGGGCAGCAAGAAGAAGGCCAUUCAGGCUGCGGCAGAAGCUCAGGGAUGAUUGACCCACGGCAUGCCUCCUAUGGGCUGUAACAAGCCGAUUGAUAAGGAUCCACCUGGUCUUUAAAUAUAGCUUAAACACCGUUCCAGCGAGCCUACAGGUCUGCAAUCCAUUGAUAGGGUUGCUUCACAGACGAUCGCUCCGCUGUCAGCACUGGCAUCAUCAUAAAGAAUGGACGGAACUCAGGCUUCCAGCAGCAGCUUCGUUGCAAGCAACUUCGAUUACUGACAGAACGACGCUCGGAUUGUCAUGACACCUGCAUGCUUGCAUGAUCUCAUAUGACAAGGCUAGUAGAUUUCACUUAUGACUUCUUGUACCUAGUUCAGAUUACUAAAUGACAUACUAUGAACUCUCAUGUUGCUCGUUGGCCAUGUGAACUUCUUAGCUCGUACAGCGG